CUGUCUGGCAUAGUGUGGAUUUAGCAGUGGCAGCCUCUUAAAGGUCAUCUGAGUGGUUGAAUAUCUCAUUGUUGAGAGUGAUCAUGGCUUUGGGAGUUACUGGCUUCCUCCUUCAGUGUUACCUGCUGCUGGCAGCUGCCAUGUAUUUUGAUCUUGGAGAGCAGGAGGAGAAAUGCAUCAUUGAAGAGGUUCCCGAAGACAUGCUAGUGACCGGUUAUUUCCUGUUGCAGCCAUGGGACCUGAACUCGCCAACACACUCUCCUCAUCUCGGCGUCACUGUGACAAUAAGAGACCCAAACCAUGAGAUUUUGAUGACCAAACGUUACGGCAAAUUUGGCAAAUUCACCUUCACUGCACAUGCCUCUGGUCAGCACUUCCUUUGCUUCCAAACCAACUCCACGAGAUUCUCCGUCUUUGCUGGAGAGAGGCUGAAGCUACAUUUGGAUGUCCAGAUGGGAGAGCAUGUGAUCGAUCACAGCACCGACAAGAAGACCAAAGACAACAUGCAGACUUUGGAGAACAUCCUCAACCAUCUCACUGAUCAGAUGGUAUACAUUACCAGGCAGCAGGUGUACCAGAGGGAGAAAGAAGAGAUGUUUCGUCAGAUCAGCGAAGACACGAACAGCAAAGUGCUUUGGUGGGCCGUGGUGCAGACGUCCAUUCUGCUCUCAGUUGGUUUCUGGCAGCUGAAAAGGCUGAAAGACUUCUUCAUUGCCAAGAAGUUGGUCUAAUCAUUGUAUGAAUCCUGUUGUGGCAGAAACUGAUGAAUUUGCAGAAUGUGCUAUUAACACUUUUUUUUUUUUUUUGAAUGACUGUCAAAAUGUUGGAGAAUAUUGCAAGAAACAAUAUUUUGUUAACAAAAAUAUAAUUCAAUUAAAAAUAAAUAUAAGGAUGGAACCUCCUGGAAACUACUCAUCAUCAGUGAUUUUAACACA
Messenger RNA from Thalassophryne amazonica, 935 nucleotides. Its product is annotated as transmembrane emp24 domain-containing protein 11. The coding region runs from base 84 to 731 and encodes 215 amino acids. The transcript is spliced from 5 exons. Gene Ontology annotation, biological process: Golgi organization; intracellular protein transport; endoplasmic reticulum to Golgi vesicle-mediated transport. Gene Ontology annotation, cellular component: endoplasmic reticulum-Golgi intermediate compartment; Golgi apparatus; COPII-coated ER to Golgi transport vesicle. The record is from RefSeq and is a predicted model, not a curated record. Lineage: Eukaryota; Metazoa; Chordata; Actinopteri; Batrachoidiformes; Batrachoididae.